CUUCUGUCGAGUUGGUCGACACCCACGUCGAGACUCACAAUCGAACUGGCCAUGUCAAAUAGUUCAAAUAGUUGCUACCACGGUGUCGCGGCCAUCGCGGCCGUGGUGGGGGUCGCCGCCGUGGUGGUCUUCCUCGUCCGAUCGGUCCAAGUGAAGCCAUUUAUCCCGUCGCUGACGAUGCCCGUGCACUUGCACCGCGUGGUGGUCGGUGUAGUGGACUUUUUUGGGUCGGUCGAGGGCCUCGGACGCAUCACGUUCGACGAAGCAGACCAAGACGGCAUGUGCCAGUUUUACGUGAUGGGGUCGCGGUUCAUCUCGGUGUUGAAGGCCGAACACGUCCGCACCGUCGUGAACGCGUCGAGCUUUCGCCGCCGCGAGCGCUUCUUCGACACAUUUGUGGAGGCCGUCGUUGGCGAAAAGGCGCUGAUUCAAGUGAUGGGCAACGAAUGGAAACUCCAUCGCAAUCUGGUCGCAAAAGCGCUCGGGUGGCAGAACUUGGUUAGCAUGGCCCCUGUCAUGGGCUCGCUCUCGAACGAGUUUGCCACCGUAUUGCUGGCAACGAAAGGACCGAGUGUCGACGUGGUACCUCUCCUCAAGCAUCUCACUCUCGACAUCAUCGGCGCAACGUCGUUUGGAAAGUCGUUUGGGGCGAUUCAAAAGGCAGAGUGCCCCGUUGCCGACGCGUUCAAGUUUCUCCUCAACGACUUGAGUCGACGACGCGUCCAAGAUCCGCUGAGCCCAGCGAGCUCGUUUUACUGGAUUCCAACCGCCGCCAACAAAAUGUACCACCGCCAGUCGGCAAUUCUGCGCGCCACGAUUGACCAAGUCGUGGCAUCUCGGUUGCGCCCGGUCCACAACGCGGAUGGCACCAUGCCAGUCCACCAAGAUCUGCUUCAGUAUUUGGUGGAUGCAGCGAAAGAAGAAGCGUCGGGAGUGACCCGCCAGAGUUUCGCCGACAACCUGCUCACGUUUUUGUUUGGAGGCUACGACACCACGAGUACCGCGCUCGCCUACGCUUUGCAUCUUGUGGCGGCAAAUCCACGCGUCCAAGAAAACGCGAUCCUAGAAAUCCACCAAGUACUUGGACCAACGGACAUGCCUACGUACGACUCGAUCAGCAAGCUCACGUAUUGCGCCGCUGUGAUCACAGAGUCACUGCGCUUGUUCCCGCCCGUCCAUGUCACGAUGCGGACGCUCGAAACCGACCUGGACGUCGGUGGCCAUCACGUCCCCAAAGACACCAACGUGCUCUUGCCAAUUUAUUGGAUCCAUCGGUUCGAGGCGAAUUGGGGCCCCGAUGCAGAUGCCUUUCGACCUGAACGGCACCUCGGAGACGGCGAGGACGACCAUGUCCAGAUCCAUGCCAAGGACAAAGCGUUCCGCAUGAUGGCGUUCUCGGGCGGCCCGCGCAGCUGCGUCGGCUUUCGGUUCGCCAUGAUGGAAGCUGUCAUUGCGCUCGUUGUGAUUCUUCGUCGAUGCAAACUGUCCGUCCCAGCGGACGCUCCGUCCGUGCGACCGGUCGUGGCGGGGAUUGUCACCAAGCCAGAGCAUGGCGUAUGGCUGCACGUUGAGCCACGCGACAGCUCGACUUGAGAUCGUUCCAAGGCUGGCCCUCCUCCGUCAUGACCAUACAAUAAUAUGGAGCGACGCUAGCACUUUAGGUGAUUUGGCAAGCUUUUUCUGCGGUGCACCA
Aphanomyces invadans is the source of this 1693-nucleotide messenger RNA. RefSeq lists its product as hypothetical. Gene Ontology annotation, molecular function: iron ion binding; heme binding; monooxygenase activity. Bases 52 to 1593 code for a protein of 513 amino acids. The record is from RefSeq and is a predicted model, not a curated record. NCBI's taxonomy places the organism in Eukaryota, Oomycota, Saprolegniomycetes, Saprolegniales, Verrucalvaceae. The transcript is spliced from 4 exons.